Messenger RNA from Geodia barretti, 933 nucleotides. NCBI's taxonomy places the organism in Eukaryota, Metazoa, Porifera, Demospongiae, Tetractinellida, Geodiidae. The record is from the annotation of a GenBank genome assembly.
AUGACGUCUAUGGAGAAGACCCGACAGUCAAUCGAUUGCAGGACGUCAUGGCGGAGAAGCUUGGAAUGGAAGCUGGGACUAUUCGUUACCAGCGGUACGCAGGCGAAUUUACUAGCUCUGCUGGCGCACUGCAGCCGAGGAGAUGAGUAUAUAGUGGGUCAGGUUGCUCACACCUACAAAUAUGAAGGUGGUGGCGGUGCAGUGCUAGGUGGCAUCCAACCUCAGCCUCUGGAUUUUGAAGAAAACGGAACAAUAGAUUUGGAUGUGGCUCGGAGUUUUAUCAAACCCGAUAAUGAUCACUUUGCCAACACCCGUCUAUUCUGUCUGGAAAACACGAUUGCUGGCAAAGCGCUGCCGAUGAAGUAUCUCGAUGAUGCUGCUCAAUUUGUGAAUUCAAAUGGUCUGGCGUUUCAUCUUGAUGGCGCACGCGUCUUCAAUGCGGCUGUAUUUCACGGAGUUGACGUUGUUGAUAUUACCGAACGGUUUGACACAGUGUCGUGCUGUUUUUCAAAGGGACUAGGUGCCCCCCUGGGCUCGAUUUUGUGUGGCGACCGUGAAACCAUUCGUAGCGCUCGACGUUGGCGAAAACUAGUCGGAGGCGGAAUGCGUCAGAGCGGAGUGGUUGCUGCGGCAGCUUUGUUCGCAGUUAAAAAUCACGUAGCAAGAUUGGCAGAAGAUCACCAUAACGCAAAGUGGAUUGCAGAACAGUUGUCUUCGAUUGAUGAGAUUGAUGUUGAGUUUCACGAGAAUCAAACCAACAUGGUAUUCGUAUCGGCAGAUCGCAAGCAGAUCGAUGAACUGGCUCAGUUUCUUCGUGGUAGCGAAAUCAUUGUCACUCCCGGCUCACCGAUGCGCCUGGUGACCCAUCUUGAUGUUGACCGGGUAGCUGCAUCGCUGCUGGUAGAUGGAAUCAAAGAGUUUUUCUCUCGCUGA